AUGCCGCUCCCGUCGGCCAUUGGCGAUCCGCUUGAGGACGCCUUUUACCGCCUCGCCACGUUUGGCCACACUCGCCCGAAGCUCUUCGCUGCCGCUUCUGCGUCCCUUGUCGGCGUGCUGUUGCUGCUGCCCCCGGCCUACCGCUCCUACCGCGGCUACCUUGCGCUCGGGCCCGGCGGCAUCUCCCACAACGUCUGGGGAUGGCUCUACCAAGGCAUGGGCCAACUCUUUGCCCUCCGCGAUCCCCGCAGCACCAGCGACUUUGAGAAACCGUCGCCGGCCGUCAUUGCUCGCUACGGCGGCAGCGCGCGCGCCCAAAAGUCGUACCUGGACAUCGACACGACCCUGCCCGCACGCCAGGGGCCGCGGCCCACCAUUCCGGGCUACACGGCGCCCCAGCGGCAGACAACCGAUAUCGCGAGCGAUCCAGCCGCGACGCGCGCAGCCCAGGAGGCGUUCCUCGAGGCCGUAGCGGCGGCGAAUCCGGACCUGCUUGAGAUCCGGCCGUCGGCGCUCGAGGGGAACGAGACACCUGCGCUGUGGGCCAAGGACGCCGUGAUACUGGGCGCCAAGUGGUCGGACCCCGAUCCGACCAAACCCAAAAACCAGAAUCGGGACCAGGACCAGGACCAGACGUCUACCAAGGGCGACAAAACGGACAAGGAAAAGGUCAAAUUUCCCCGGGCUCCCGUCGAGAUCUGCCACGCCCACCCCGAGGCGAGCUCGCACAUGCAGUUCAGCUUCGGCGAUGCCUAUUGGGUCGUCAAGGCCGGUUGGGGCGAGCGCCAUCUGAUGGCCGGCAGCCCGGCCGCCCGCAUCCCACCGACCUACCUGAUUGUCUAUGUCCCGCGGGACGAGCGGGAGCUUCAGGUCUGGAAGGAGCUGGUUAUGGCCGCGGUUCGGUUCUCCGUCGGCGAGGACGUGGAUGUCAACGACGUCAAGAAGUAG
Sporothrix schenckii 1099-18 is the source of this 948-nucleotide messenger RNA. RefSeq lists its product as uncharacterized. The record is from RefSeq and is a predicted model, not a curated record. Lineage: Eukaryota; Fungi; Ascomycota; Sordariomycetes; Ophiostomatales; Ophiostomataceae. The transcript has a single exon. The coding region runs from base 1 to 948 and encodes 315 amino acids.